CCUCGUUUUCUACUGUUCUACGGUUAUACUCGUUUCCUAUGACUAAAAAUCAAUUAUUAUACAAAUAACAUACAAAUUCCAUCGACAACCAUCCUCUUGUCCAGCCCGAAAGCAAAUGGCCGAUAAUCCUCUGGUAUUAGAUCCAAAGAGCGGUUUCAACUGGACAACGAAAACUUUCCACAGCCUAAGACCCCCUCUUCAUCUUCCUCCGGAGGACGCUCCUCUCUCAGUCGUUGACUACGUUUUCUCUCGCCAAACCAACUCGCCUUGGCGUGACGCAGUGGCUCUCAUCAACUCGUCCACCGGUCACCGGAUCACCUACUCUGAACUUGCCCAAUUGAUCAAAUCUUUAGCUUCCUAUCUCCAUAAUGUCACCAAACUCUCUAAAAACGAUGUCGCUUUUGUGCUCUGUCCAAACUCAGUCAAAAUUCCGAUUCUCUACUUCUCUUUACUUUCACUUGGAGUUGUUAUCUCUCCCGCUAACCCAGUCAGCACCGAGUCAGAGAUAUCCCGCCAAAUCGAUCUCUCAAAACCGGUCAUUGCAUUCGCUACGUCGGCUACUGCUCUCAAGCUUCCGAAACUGAAGCACGAGACAAUCCUAAUCGACUCUUCGGAGUUUGACUCACUGAUGACGACAUCGAUUUCAACUCUUCAACAGAGAGUUAUGGUUAAGCAAUCUGACUUGGCGGGGAUCUUGUACUCGUCGGGAACUACAGGAAAAGUCAAAGGAGUGAUGUUGACUCAUAGGAAUCUGACGGCUGUAGUUGCAGGAUUACAUUCAUUUGAGCCAGAGUCACAGGCGGUUGUGCUUUAUCCCGUCCCGUUUUUCCACAUGUAUGGAUUUUUCUAUAGUCUUAAAUCAGUGGCGUUUAGCGAGACGGUAGUGGUGAUGGAAAGGUUUGAUUUGAAGAAGAUGUUGACGGCGGUAGAGGAGUUUAAAGUGACACAACUGGCAGUGGCCCCACCGGUGGUGGUGCAGUUGGUAAAGAGCGGUUUAGCUGACGGCUAUGAUAUGAGGUCGCUUAAAGGAGUGGCUUGCGGUGGAGCUCCUCUUGGAAAGGAUAUGAUUGCAGCGUUCAUGGCGAGGUUUCCUGCGGUGGCGUUGUGGCAGGGUUAUGGAUUGACAGAAUCAGCAGGAGGAAUCUCCCGAGCAACAGGUCCUGAAGAAAUGCUGUAUUGGGGUUCAGUUGGAAGGCUUAACGGAGGUAUUGAAGCAAAAAUUGUUAGUCCUAAUACCAAUGAUGUUAUGCCUCCAGGCAAACAAGGAGAACUUUGGAUCAGAGGUCCUUUAAUAAUGAAAGGUUAUGUUGGUGACCCUGAAGCAACUUCUAGUGCUUUGCAAUCGGAUGGGUGGCUCAAAACUGGUGAUGUCUGUUAUAUCGAUGAGCAAGGUUUCGUGUUCGUGGUUGAUAGGCUUAAGGAAUUGAUAAAAUACAAAGGAUAUCAGGUUGCUCCUGCUGAACUAGAGCAAUUGCUACAAUCCCACCCUGACAUAGCUGAUGCUGCAGUUGUACCGUCUCCUGAUGAAGAUAGUGGUGAGGUGCCUAUGGCUUUUGUGGUGAAACAGUCCCACAGCAGCUUAAACGAGAGAGAUAUAAUGAAUUUUGUUGCUGAUCAGGUCGCACCUUACAAGAAAGUAAGGCGUGUAGCUUUUGUCAGCUCGAUACCUAAGAGUCCAGCAGGAAAAAUACUGAAGAAAGAUUUAAGGAAGAUGACUUUUGAAUGGCCUAAAUCCAGAAUGUAAUUAUGUAUUAUAUGGGUGUGUGUGGUGUUCAAAUACGACUAUUGAGCUUGUACUUUUUUUUUUGUUAAUAAUUAAGUUCAAAUUUGUAAUUUCAUAGCCUAUAAAUAAUUUUAGUAGCAUUGGCUUUAUUGAAAUGUACAUUCAUGUACCAAGCACAAUUCAAGAGCUAAGAUUACAUGGGAAAACAAUUAUCAAGUGUUUAUAAUCCA
Messenger RNA from Jatropha curcas, 1953 nucleotides. Its product is annotated as 4-coumarate--CoA ligase-like 9. Lineage: Eukaryota; Viridiplantae; Streptophyta; Magnoliopsida; Malpighiales; Euphorbiaceae. The record is from RefSeq and is a predicted model, not a curated record. Gene Ontology annotation, molecular function: CoA-ligase activity.